UUCAGACUGUCAGAUGAUGACCACUAGACGGCGCACUUUGUAACAUCUCCUCAUUAUUGUUUAUUCCAAAAUGACGGAAAACAGCGCGUCGCCGGAGGAUCCCUGGCUUAAAACGGACGGCACAUUUAGUGACGGCGGAUUUGACCACAGUUUCUUUGCAGAGAGCGCUCGCAAAGGUAGUGUCGUUUCAAGAGCCAACAGCAUUGGAUCCACAAGUGCAUCUUCAGUACCAAAUACAGAUGAUGAAGACAGUGACAACAGACACGAGACUCCCUAUAAGGAGUCGUACAAAGACCGGAGGAGACAAGCACACACGCAAGCAGAGCAAAAACGCAGGGAUGCCAUAAAGAAAGGCUAUGAUGACCUGCAGUGUAUAGUGCCCACGUGCCAGCAACCGUCUGAGUUUGCCAUGGCUACACAGAAGAUGAGCAAAGCUACGGUCCUGCAGAAAACCAUCGACUACAUUCAGUUUCUCCACAAAGAAAAGAAGAAGCAGGAAGAGGAAGUUUCAACACUUAGGAAGGAGGUGAUGGCACUGAAGAUUAUGAAAACGAACUAUGAGCACAUUGUGAAUGCGCAUCAGAAUAACCCUCAGCAGGGCAGCGAGCAGGUUUCAGAUCAGGUGAAGUUCAGCGUGUUUCAAAGCAUCAUGGACUCUUUGUUCCAGUCCUUCAGUGCCUCUGUGUCUGUCAGCAGCUUUCAGGAGCUUUCUGCCUGUGUCUUCAGCUGGAUUGAGGAGCACUGCAAACCUCAGACGCUGAGGGAGUUUGUGGUGACUGUGCUGCGGCAGGUGAAUGGACAGAUGUACUGAAGCUUUGGAGCCGUCUGCCUCUCAGGCCAAGGGUGUAACGUCUUUACACCCAGCUAUUAUCCGAUUCAAAAACACAGGGACUGUUUCUCUCAUAAAUACACACUAUGCAGCAGGGAAUAAGCACACUAUUAGACUGGGGUGCAUUCAAGAACUUGAAACAUAACAGUGCAUUUAUAUAUACAAGUAUUGACUGAUGUACAGGUAUUGGGAGUGAUUUAAUGCAAUAGUUCAGUGAGUUCUGUUGUCGGGUAGGUUUAAUGUGCUUUUGUCUUUCAUAACACUAUGAUACAGUUUUGUUUUCUCUUUUACAUUCAGGUGAUUAAAAACCAUCUUUAUUAAUAUCUUCUAAAGGGUGAGGAAUUGAAUGGGGACAAAAUGUCUUCUUUACAUUGCUGUUGAAGUUGUUGAACACACCCCAGUUCAAUCACAUAUUUCAACACCAGUAUUCUUAUGUUCAACCGGGCUUAUGUUCGUAUUGCUGCUUUACAUUUGCCUAUUUGAUUUACACCCUAAGCUGUGCAACAAAAGAUGCAUACAUCUAUCAAACUGCUCAAUCAACUGCCAUGUAAUGAUUAAACUGGCUGUGAUGAAUUAAUUUAUCUUUACCUCAUAAUCUUAACUACAUCUGCGUACAGCUUACUUAUGGAAAGGGGAGCUGGGAGAUUUGUAGUUCAACUGUGAUGUGACAUUGUCAUGCACCACACGUUUCUACCUUUUAUUAUUUUAAGCAGUUGGUUUUAAGUCAAAAAUCGGCUGUUCCACAUGCUUAAAUAUCAUCAGGCAACGCUGAGCCAAGUCUGAUAUCUUAGUUCCUCUUUUAAGCGACUGUCCUUGAGAUGCUGUGACCAAAGAUUGCGGUAUCUACUGUGCGCACAAACAAUAAACCGACAUUUAUUUGUUUAGCUGUAUUACAAGCUUGUGUAGCUGAAUAAUGUCCAGUGUUUUAUUCUAUACAUAUGUCAAUAGUUUGUGUUCUUGUGAUCGAUAUGUUUUUUGUGCUGCGUGCAUGCUGUUCAUGGUAACAGCUCCACGUGUUGUGACCGCCCAAAUAUAUUUAUCAUUUAAUGAAUGUUAUCAAACCAAACAAUAAUGGAUUACAAUUGAAGUCGACUCAGGAAAACUGUAUGAAGACUUUUUUUAAAUAACAGAUGAUUGUACAAUCAUGCUGUAAAAGGGACAUCUUUAAAUAUCAAGCCAUAGUGGAGAGAAAUGCUAGCCUCACAGAAAUGAGGCUAAAUCAUGUUACUGCUCUCUUGUGCUUUUGGAUUUCUGAUGUCAAGAGAAUUUGCUUCAGAUAUUUUUGUAUCAGUAUAAUGUUUAAUUCAAAAAUAAACGUUCAAACUUA
Paramisgurnus dabryanus is the source of this 2156-nucleotide messenger RNA. NCBI's taxonomy places the organism in Eukaryota, Metazoa, Chordata, Actinopteri, Cypriniformes, Cobitidae. The record is from RefSeq and is a predicted model, not a curated record.